This is a messenger RNA of Triticum dicoccoides, 2287 nucleotides long. RefSeq lists its product as uncharacterized. Gene Ontology annotation, cellular component: Las1 complex; preribosome, large subunit precursor. NCBI's taxonomy places the organism in Eukaryota, Viridiplantae, Streptophyta, Magnoliopsida, Poales, Poaceae. Gene Ontology annotation, molecular function: endonuclease activity. The record is from RefSeq and is a predicted model, not a curated record. The coding region runs from base 91 to 2109 and encodes 672 amino acids. The transcript is spliced from 8 exons. Gene Ontology annotation, biological process: maturation of 5.8S rRNA; maturation of LSU-rRNA.
GGUGGAGCGGACAAUGUGAGCGGCGGCGCGGGCCUUCCGGCGGCGGCCGCCUGCCCGCCUCUCCUCCGACGAGGGGCGGCCGGGGAGGCCAUGUGGACGGAGGCUGGCCACGGCCGCAGCUUCACGGUGGCCCUCAGCGGCUCGGGCAAAUUGCAGAAAGCACCCUGCUCGUCGCUCGCAACGAUACACACACCCUUGGCCCCACCCUGGCAGCGAGUCGUCGCCUUUUCCCCCAAGCGAAACGGCGCUACCCCACCGGUGGGUUUAGUAGGGUUUGGACUCGCUGCUCGCCUCGGCUCGGUUCCCAUGGAGGCGGCGGAAGAUGCAGGCGACGCCGGCGGCGGCCGCUCCACCGCCCGGAAGCUGGUGCCGUGGUCGAGCUGGGCGGAGUGGCGCUUCGUCCGCGACGCCAUCUUCUCCCCCUACCCCGACCCUGGCGCCGCUCUUCGCAGGAUCGCCGCGUGGCGGAGCAGGGGCUGCCUCCCGAUCCCCGUGGAGGUCACUGCGGCCCUCUUCGAGAUAAGGCUGCGGGAUCCCUUCUUCCGGAAUGGAGUGGCUUCGGAUGAUAAGCUGGAGUCGGACGAGAUGCUCGCCUUGCUGUACAGUAUGGCAAUCAUCAGGCUUGUAAAUGGUUUUAUGGAGAGCCCGCACAAGGAAACUGGUCGUUCAAUAUCUGAUUUAGCUGAGACUGUUGGAGUACCACGAAUUCUCGUUGACAUUCGUCAUGAGAGUUCACAUCGCGGCAUCCCCUCUCUGCGACUGCUACGUUUGGCAGCCAUUAAAGCAUUUGAUUGGUUGAAGUGUAAUUACUGGGAUUCCCAGACUAGUGCAAUUCCUGAUGUUCGACUAGAACUAAACUCAGUAUUGCAUGACAUCGCUCAGUCGCUGAAGGGAAAAGAUUCUGAAAGUGCAAAAUCAGGUUCCAAAAGGAAACGUUCCCAGAAACAUAUUUUAAAUGCCAUCAAAUAUGUACGUCAACUUUACUAUACAUGUCCCACUGAGGCUGUCUCUGUUCUUUUGGAGUUUUGUCAGCUCGAUGCCCCAGAAAUCUCUGAAAACAGCGAUAUACAUCAAUCUGAUAGUUUGGAUGUGAAUCACUCAUCUGAUGUUCAAAUUCAGAAUCAAAUAUCAAAUGGAGAUAUGAAAACCAUUAUAACAAAACUAUCAGAAAAAGAACCAAGAGUGCUUCUUGGCUUACUAAAGUCGGUAAUUGAAAUGAUUGAGGCCAGGAACGACCUUGAACACAAAGGUGGAUCAUAUGUAUGCCUGCCAGCUGAGUCAUCAACAAUGAAAAACUUGUGCUCCCUGGUUCUAUGGAUUGUCACAAGCAUAAAAGAGUUAAAGGAUUCCGGCCGUAUUGGACUUGUCCACGAGAUAGGAGUACUCUCUUCGGACAGGAAUGCGGUCCCUCGUUUCUGUCUCGCAAAACUUCUGCAGAAGUUAUUGAGUUUGCCCGCUAUAGGUGAAAGAUGCAUUGCAGAUGCAGCACUAUUGCUGAUUGAGAUGGUCGGCAAUAAUAACAUGAAGGAGAAACUGAGGAAGCUUCCUUUGUUGUCCCUGCGAAGGUCACCGAAAGAUACCCUCCUUGAAUCCAGAAUCUUGUCCAAUGGACAAGAAUCGGUUGAAAGCGCAACACAGAAGUUGGAAGCGUUCAAGUUGCAGUUGAGAAAACCAGAUAAUGCGAGUUUAGCUGAAAAUGGAACUGAGGGAACGCUUAACACAAGCAUGCCAGAGAAACGUAAUAGGUGGUCUAUAGCGAAGUCCUGGACCCCCUGUCCGCUAGGAAUGAUACCUUGUUCAUAUAGUUCAACUGCUGUUCUUCCCGUCCUUGAUGUCAUUGAUGAUGAACUGAAGCAUGACACAGCAGAACAUGGAAGUUUUGAGCCUGAUGGUCAGAUUGAAAUUUUCGACUCUUAUUCUUACCCUGAGCAGCAGUUGGAUGGUGAAGGCAUCCUAGAAAUAUCAAGAUCGCCACCUGAACAUGGGAUUUCUGAUAUGCCAGAAAUGGCCUCUGGUCUCAGGGGUACAUUACUGGUUGGUGGCGUGUGGAAAAAGCUGACCGAAGAAGAGUUGCUCUCCAUAAAGUCAAGCAUGAAAAUUUUGUUGUAAUAUUGGCUAGUUAUUCUCCCCUCAUUAGUAAAAUAUUUCUCUUCUGUAAACGAUCAAACGUUAGCUUUUACUGGGGCAUGACAAAACCCUCUUUAAUCAGUUUUGCUCAGUUUCUUCACUAUUUUAGAUAACAGAGACAAUUUUUUUCUUUGACCUGAAUUGAGAUUUUGUUCUGUUA